Messenger RNA from Filobasidium floriforme, 201 nucleotides. RefSeq lists its product as uncharacterized. Gene Ontology annotation, cellular component: cytosol; membrane. The annotation marks the transcript as partial. The record is from RefSeq and is a predicted model, not a curated record. NCBI's taxonomy places the organism in Eukaryota, Fungi, Basidiomycota, Tremellomycetes, Filobasidiales, Filobasidiaceae. Gene Ontology annotation, molecular function: zinc ion binding; guanyl-nucleotide exchange factor activity. Gene Ontology annotation, biological process: small GTPase-mediated signal transduction; post-Golgi vesicle-mediated transport. The transcript is spliced from 2 exons.
UUCUGGCAUGUCGGCGGAGUGCCGAUGGUCUUCGAAAACAUAGGAUUUACCCGGAAUGUCAAGGUUGAGGAUAAGGGCCAGCAGAAAGAAGGGCUCAAGUGGCUCAUCUGUGCGGAAUGCGAUAUCGGUCCUUUGGGCUGGUGUUACGAAGGCGAGACGGAAGCCUGGCUGUCACCUUCGCGAUUGAAGUAUGCGACGUGA